Coprinopsis cinerea okayama7#130 is the source of this 987-nucleotide messenger RNA. Its product is annotated as short-chain dehydrogenase/reductase SDR. The record is from RefSeq and is a predicted model, not a curated record. NCBI's taxonomy places the organism in Eukaryota, Fungi, Basidiomycota, Agaricomycetes, Agaricales, Psathyrellaceae. Bases 1 to 987 code for a protein of 328 amino acids. The transcript has 4 exons. Gene Ontology annotation, molecular function: oxidoreductase activity.
AUGGCACCUCCAAAACGCACCUCCUCGACACUCGUCACCUCGUUCAUGAACGCAAUCAAACCUCUCAACACGAAAUUGGGUAUUCCUGGGAUUACGGUCGAGCCCGACUCGAUGGAGGGUGGUCAUCAUGCGAGUAGAGGUCUCACUGGAGGUCCGUACGUGAAUGGAUCCGGUGGAGUCGGAAAGUUCGCCACAGGUAGUUCGAUGUUUUUGGGUGCCACGUCGCUACUGGGCAAAGUAGCCAUUGUGACAGGAUCCGGCCGCGGAACGGGUGCAUCCAUCGCAAAGUGUCUCGGGGAGCACGGGUGCUCCGUCGUUGUUAACUACGUGACAGAUGCUACUUCCGCCUCUUCCGUCGUACACCACAUACGCUCACAAGGCAAGGGCGGAGCGAUCGCCGUCAAAGCCAACACAGCGACCAUCCAAGGUGGUCUCCAGCUCAUCGAAGAAACGAUAAAGACGUUUGGCCGGGUGGAUGUCGUCGUCUUCAAUUCGGGCGUAAUGGAGAGCAGUACGUUGGAUGGGCUGGGUGAGGUAGGAGAGGAAGGGGAGAAGAGCUGGGAUAGGGCGUUUGAAACGAAUGUGAAAGUCCCGCUAUGGAUGUGCAAGAAGGUUGCCCCGAUGAUGGGACCUGGAGGGCGGAUAAUCUUCUUUUCGUCGACGUUGACUGCAGCGUCUACUGUACAGCCAAAUGCACUGUGCUACGUCGCAACCAAAGGUGCGAUCGAGCAAAUAUCGAGGGUUCUGGCGAAGGAUUUGGGGAGUAGGGGCAUCACUGUGAACACGAUCAGCGUCGGGCCGAUCGAUACGCCAAUGUUCCGCGAAGGCAAGUCCUCGCAUGCAAUCUCGUCUAUCGCGAAACAAACGCCCUCGAAGCGACUUGGCGAACCGGAAGAUGUGGCACCUCUUGUGGCGUUUCUAGCAAGCGAAGCUGCGAGGUGGAUUAAUGGGCAGAAUCUGAGGUGCGAUGGUGGCUACGUCGUAUAG